Molecule: messenger RNA, 507 nt
Organism: Arachis ipaensis
Lineage: Eukaryota; Viridiplantae; Streptophyta; Magnoliopsida; Fabales; Fabaceae
Source: RefSeq, a predicted model, not a curated record
AUGGAGCGUGCUUUACAGGCGCAACAUGUUCCUCUCAAUCAAUAUGUAAAGUUUGCCGCUUAUCAGCUAGCGGGAGAGGCCCAGCCCGGGUGGCAAGCUGAGUGUCGUUUGCUACAGCUUCCAUGGGAGGUGUUCCAAACGGCUUUCUAUAAGAAGUAUUUCCCUGAGUCUGCAAGGGAAGCAAAGGAGAUGGAGCUAAUGCAACUGAAGCAAGGUUCCAUGUCUGUGGCUGAGUACACCAACAAGUUCGAAGAGUUUUGUAGGUUUUCUCGGGUGUGUCAGGGUGACUCGGAGACUUACGAGAGCUGGAGAUGCGUUAAGUACCAGAGGGGUUUGAAGGACAACAUUAUGAUUGCUGUGGCUCCUUUGGAAAUUCGUGUCUUCUCUGACAUGGUGAAUAAGGCUAGAGUAGUGGAGGAGUAUGCCAAGAUUGUGGCGGCAUCUAAGGACACUCAUGGAGGGAGCUCUAGUCGGGGGCGUGGCAAGUAUUUUCAUUUGAGAGGAUAA